GUUGGACUGGCCGGCCAGGAUUGGCGAGCCGCGGGAUAGGCGGAACGCUCUGGAUUUGGUUUUGGGCGGGAAUUGAAAUUGCUGCGGCGGCUGCCUGCUAGAGCCUGAGAGCUGCAGGUUUCCAGCCUCGGAGGGGACCAUGGUGCGGCCUGCGAGGCAUAAGAAGCCAGUCAAUUACUCCCAGUUUGAGGACUCUGAUAGUGAUGAUGAUUUUGUUCCUGCAACCGCACCGUUAAAUAAGAAAUCCAGAACAACACAAAAGGAGUUGAAACUAGAAAAACCAGAACCUAAGCUGAAGAAUCUCCAGGAAAAAGACAUCCCACUACAAGAGAAAACCCCUAAAAAAAGGAUGGCUUUGGACGAUAAACUCUACAAGAGAGACCUGGAGGUCGCACUGGCUUUGUCAGUGAAGGAGGUUCCAGCUGUCACCAUUGAUGUGGAGCAGUCUCAAGGCUUUGACAAACAUGGCAAGAAGGAAACAGGAGCAACGAGUAAGUCUCCUCAUGUCUCCAACUGCAGUGUAGCUGGUGAUUAUUUAGAUCUGGAUAAGAUCACUGAGGAGGAUGAUUCUCAGGACACUCCACGGAGAAGGAAGGCUGCGUCCCAAGCCGUGGUCCAGCAGAGGAAGAUUCUCUUGGAAAACAGUGAUGGCGAGGAAGCCAACGACUCUGAGCCAGACUUUGCAACUGGUGAAGACUCUGAGGAUGACUCUGAUUUUAGUGGGAGUGAAGACGAUGAAAGCUUCACUGUGAGAAAAAGUAAAGUUAAAGAAACCAAACGGAAAGAAGUGAAGGCGAAACCUCCAGCUGAAAAGAAAGAGAAGCCUAAACCCAAGCCUGGUGCUGGGGUGACUUCAGUAGACUGCACUCCAGCUGCCGUCAAGUCACAAUCUCGGUCCUCACCAAGAAAGGAGGCCAGUAGGACGCCUUCACGGAUACGCAGUCCUGCAGCAGAAAGCAAGAGACCUAAGUGGGUCCCACCAGCCAUGUCCGGAAGCAGCAGCCGCAGCCCCCUGGCAGGAGUGGCCAUGAAGUCUCCAAGUCAGAGCCUCCGCCUCGGCCUGUCCCGCUUAGCACGGGUUAAACCUCUGCAUCCAAACGCCACCAGUAGCUGCGUGUAGCCACAGGAAGAUGUUUGAUUAAGAAGCUCUCACUCGUAUAAGUGGGUUUAUAUUUGAGGAGGGAAUUGUAAUAUAAAGGAAUCUUUUAACGUCAUAUAAAUUACCUCUAUCUGUUUGGUGACUGUUCUCUGCAAAGCUGCCUGAGACUUGAGCAAGAGUUUUAUGUGAAUUCUCUUGGAAGGUCCUUUCCUUCUGAAGAGCAUAUUCUCCUCCCUCAGUGUGUAAGCACUCACUGUCAUCACCUUGCUGUCAGCAUGACACGGAAGAGGUCCACGUUACACGCUGCUCGUUGCCAGUGGCAGGAUGCUGCUUCCUGCCUUUGUCAAGUUGAUGGCCCCUGAACUUCGUGUGCAGAGUUUAUCUCGCAAGAGGAAGAUUCCCACUUCUCCUGGGACGUGUCUGCACUGACAACCACACUGUCAGUUUUAUUGCCAUGAUGUUUCAUAUUUUAGCCAAAUGUUUUUAUAAUGAGAAUUCAGAAUUAUUUUCCACAUUGAAACAGUUGAUGUACUAUAGUGUAUGUCUCCUACCUAGAAGUAUUAAUAGAUGGUUAUAGCAAAUAAAAUUUCAUGACAUUUCAUGAAGCCUUCAUUGUCAAAACCUUUGAUAUGCACUUUCCCUUGAUACCAUUGCAUCCAUCUGUCUCUGUCUACAUUUCAUGAUAAAAUAAGUGCUCUGCAGAAAAAAAAAAGUUAUCCUUUUUGUUGUAAAUAGAAAGAGGAAGAGCUGUUUCUUAAAGUCAUCACUGUACAUGAAGCCCAUGUUUAACAGGCGGCUGUCAAGGUUGUCAUCCCUGUUGUAUUAGCAUAGCUCUUCAGGAAGCUUAGAUACGAGUUCGCUGUGAAUAAAACUAGUAAUAGAUGUUUUCUAUUUACAGUGAAAAUUUCAACCAGCUCCUGAUCACUUUUUAAUAAAAAUUCUCUGAAUUUUAACCAUUAAAAAUGUAUAUAAUACUUAAUUCUUGGUUUAUGAAAUAUGUUAAUGUGAAAAUAAGUAAUUCAGACUUAUGAUUAAAGUGAGCAUUUGCCUACU
Molecule: messenger RNA, 2152 nt
Organism: Bubalus bubalis (water buffalo)
Lineage: Eukaryota; Metazoa; Chordata; Mammalia; Artiodactyla; Bovidae
Gene: RAD51AP1
Product: RAD51 associated protein 1
Exons: 9
Coding region: 140-1120 (326 amino acids)
Biological process (GO): interstrand cross-link repair; double-strand break repair via homologous recombination
Molecular function (GO): single-stranded DNA binding; double-stranded DNA binding
Source: RefSeq, a predicted model, not a curated record